GCUAAAAUAGAAAUGCCAUGGAAAGUUGCUUAUGUUUUUGGUGUGCAUUAUUAAAAGCAAAAGAUUGAGUGACCUAUUUCAAAAAUACCAACCCUACUAGAGCACCCACCCUAGUCUUCUCAUUCACUCAACAUACAUCUCACAUUCUCACCUUACACAAAAAAGAAGUUUCAAAAGCAGAACAAAAAACACCACUACAACUUCCUGUCAAGUAACAAUGUACCCUAGUGGAAACCACAUGGCCGUCGAUGACCAUCGUGGCUCCGCCCCCUACGGUAUUCUGCUAGUGGUAGUGGUAGUACUGCUGGUGGUUGUUCCCUCAAUUCUUGGCGAGCAAGGUGAGGCCUUGACGGAGUUUAUAGCUGAGCUCUUAAGUCCAGUUGGUCUUUUUCUACUGCCCAUUAUACUGCUACUUACUAUACAGUUUCUCUCAUCUGAAAGUGGCUCUUUUGUAUCAAGUCUUUUCUCUUCUGGAGGACCUGAAUCCAUACACCGGGCCAGUGGAUCGCCCAUCGGAGUUGCUCUGUUUCUUGUUCUGGUUCUUUUCUUGCUGUACAACAGGAUUUCCAUUUUUGGUGGUGGUGAUGAUGAUUCAGACGAAUGAUCAUGAGUCUAUAUCUCUCUAUAUAUAUUACUACGUAUCGCUACAGCUUAAACCUCUCUAUUUAGAGAUUCUACAAGUGUAAAUCUACAUAUACAGAGAUUAAAUCCAUAUUCACUUUCUUUACAUUAGUUUCCCAGGAAGGAGCAGUGAACAAUGAAGAAUGUUCUAAUGCUAAUGUAUUGGCUUUAACGCAUUCUGAAAAAUUUCUUCCUUCUUCCGCUGUAAUAGUAUCUUCAAAUUUUUUCAAAUAAUUGUUAUGCAACGAACUUACUGGAUUCAA
This is a messenger RNA of Daucus carota subsp. sativus, 884 nucleotides long. RefSeq lists its product as uncharacterized. The record is from RefSeq and is a predicted model, not a curated record. Lineage: Eukaryota; Viridiplantae; Streptophyta; Magnoliopsida; Apiales; Apiaceae. The coding region runs from base 218 to 604 and encodes 128 amino acids. The transcript has a single exon.